Pocillopora verrucosa is the source of this 1209-nucleotide messenger RNA. RefSeq names its product UPF0739 protein C1orf74 homolog. The record is from RefSeq and is a predicted model, not a curated record. NCBI's taxonomy places the organism in Eukaryota, Metazoa, Cnidaria, Anthozoa, Scleractinia, Pocilloporidae.
GUUCAUCAUGGCGGAGUCAUUUCCUUGUGAACGGAAUCUGUUAUUCCAGCGGUGUGUUGGUAAAAUGAGUAAAAAGUGUUACCGAUCGUUUCUUUUAGACCUUGCAAACGUCUACCUUGGUCUGAAACCCUCGCUUCUCUUCGAUUACGCGGUUAUUGAUGCAACGAACGCAAGCAUUUUGAUCGAUGCCCUGGUUUUAGACAGUGUUGUUCCUUAUGCGUUGGACGUUCUUCAAAUUGGCGACGACACAUUCUUCGCUGACUUGAGAUAUUUGGUGAGUCAUUUAAAGACAUCUGUGGAGCGAGAAGAGCUUAUUUUAAUCGACGUUUCAGGAACAUUGUCAGAGCCUCGUAUGUUGGAAUCAGAUGCUUCGAAAAGCGUUUACAAACAGUUCUCUGAGAUUGUGAACAUUUUAGAUCAGAAAUUAGGAAAUCAGCGUUCGAACGAAACGCGAAGAGACAAUGCCAUUAAAAAAUCAGAGGUUAUAGAUUUAAAUAGUUGUAAUAUUAACGAUAGCAUGUGGUGUAUUCCUUGUGUUUUCGGCUUUCUUCUUGGUUAUCCAGUAAUUUACUGGUGCAACGAUCAGGAUACGUGUGUUAAUUGCAAUUGCCUCGGCAUGCUACCACUCAAUCGUUACACUGUGACUGUAAAAGAAUCAUUUUUGAUCCAUUCUUGGUUGAUGAAACAUAAUAAUGGACUUAUUCAAGCUUUAGGCAGAGGUACAAAAAGCUGCAGUGAACACGCUCUGUUUUCAUUCUCUGCCCCAGUAGCCCUCGAAUCUUGUUAUGAAUCAGAAGUUGAAGGGUGGAAGAAGAGAAUAAGGGAACCUGGAACUAGUGAGCACCUAAAGGUUCAGAAAACAGUAGUUUCAUUACCUCAUCUGGCUUUGUAAUAUUCUAUAUUCAAUGAUUUUACAGGAAUUCAUCUUAUUUCAUCAUUACAUAUUUGCUCACAACAACCAAAUUUGGAAGUCUUCCUUGCAGCCAUUCUUAUGCCUUCACACAAUACUCCUCUCCAUGAAUAAUGAGAGAGGUGUGUUGCUUGACAAAUCUAGGAAUGGGUUCGCAGGAGGGUACAAAAUUAGGUGCAAGUUCAAAAUUUGAGCCCAAGAAUACAUGACUGAUAGACUGUCCUAUCUUAGUUGCUUACUGGAGAUUGCUUUGCCUCUUUUUCAUCUAUACUGGCCAUGUAAGGGGACUGCCGUUUUAU